Messenger RNA from Blastomyces gilchristii SLH14081, 4318 nucleotides. Its product is annotated as mRNA 3'-end-processing protein rna14. The record is from RefSeq and is a predicted model, not a curated record. Lineage: Eukaryota; Fungi; Ascomycota; Eurotiomycetes; Onygenales; Ajellomycetaceae. Gene Ontology annotation, molecular function: mRNA binding; protein binding. Gene Ontology annotation, biological process: mRNA 3'-end processing. The coding region runs from base 316 to 3606 and encodes 1096 amino acids. The transcript is spliced from 6 exons. Gene Ontology annotation, cellular component: nucleus.
GCGCGAUUAACCACGUGAUGAAUCAUUCCCUUUUUCGGACAGGAGGCUCAAACAUAACCACUCGGGAAAGAGAACAUUCAAUCACCGUUCAGCUACCGACAACGACCUUGAUAAGUUGCAACAGACUUGCUCAACCUCCCUUCAACGUGGUUGCUGUGCUGCGAUUUUUGACAACUCCAUUCUGUCACACUUUUACGGGGUGCUGACUGUUAGUCUGCGCGAUCGUAUCCCGCAUCUUUUAUUUCCAGUUCCGUUAGUUGGAUUGACUGAUUUAACCCGCUCUAUCGUCCCGAUCCGCAAUUUGUUUCUUAAGUCAUGGCAGAGGAUGAGGCUGAAAAAGCAUUUUUCCAAGCGCAAUCUUUGAAUGCAGAUAUCGCGAGUUAUGAGGCAGCUGGGGAUCAGGAUGGGGAUAGUUCAGACUCAGACGAUUAUGAUCCUUCAAAAACAGUUCAAAAUCAUCAAGAUCAGUAUUCUGCGCAGUUAACAGAUUCAAAACCGAGUGCUGUUUCAAAUACUUCUUCCCUUUCAGCUUCCUUGAAGCGGAGGUCUAUGUCCCAAGAUUUCUCUGAAGCCGUGCAAAAUAGUCAUACUUUUCCUCCCUCACAAAUCCCCUCCGGGUCUGAACCUGGAGAUCCCACCCCUCUUCCACCUUCCAAUACCUCUGCUCCUGUACAAGUGUCAUCCCAGUCCAUUGGGAAUUUUGUUGUCGGGGAGGAUAGCGACGAGGAUAGAGGCGAGGCUGAAUAUGAACCUCCUGCAGCGUUAAGUCAUGUUCAUGGUGGUGAUGGUGGUGAUGACGGGAAUGAGGGUAAUGAUGAUGAUAAUGUGGCCUCUGACCCUUCUGGCAGUCGUCAGCAUUCCCUUUCUCAAAAUGCCAAUGAAAAUGUUUCUCAAUAUCAUGUAUCACAUCAACUGCAGACUGUUCAAGACAAAAACUCUCCUCCUCAAGAUGUUCCUCCUCCCAAUAGCUCAUCUCUUCCUCCUUCCUAUGUUGGUCUUUCGGCGCCAAGUGAUGGUGCCUCCAAUUACUUGCAGGAUGAUUCAAAACCGCCGACCGUGACAACGGGCGAUACUGCCUCUCAACCUGCAAACAGAUCUAUAUCCUCUACUCCUACAGCAGCUGCGGCACCGCGAGGCCGUCUUCCUCAUGAUCGAGUGGGUAUCUUGGAGGAUAGGAUUCAGGCUGAUCCGCGCGGUGAUACGGACGCUUGGUUGGAGCUAAUUAACGAACACCGCUCCCGAAAUAAACUUGAUAGUGCCCGAGAGGUCUAUGAGAGAUUCUUCAAAAUCUUCCCAUCAGCUGCUGAGCAAUGGGUCGCAUAUGCAAACAUGGAGUCGGAAAAUAACGAACUCUAUCGAUUAGAGCAGAUUUUUAAUAAGAGUCUCUUGUCCAUACCUAAUGUCCAGUUAUGGUCCGUAUAUCUCGAUUAUGUUCGUCGCCGUAAUAAUUUAACCACAGAUACGACCGGCCAAGCUCGAGGUAUCAUUUCAUCUGCCUACGACUUCGCUCUGCAGAACAUCGGAGUUGAUAAAGACUCCGCGAACAUUUGGGUUGAUUACAUCCAGUUCAUUCGCUCCGGACCUGGGAAUAUUGGUGGUUCGGGUUGGCAAGAUCAACAGAAGAUGGAUCUUUUGCGAAAAGCUUACCAGAGAGCCAUAUGUGUUCCCACGCAAGCUGUCAAUACCCUUUGGAAGGAGUACGAUCAGUUUGAAAUGGGCUUGAAUAAGUUGACUGGUCGAAAAUUCCUCCAGGAGAGAUCCCCAGCCUAUAUGACGGCACGGAGCUCUUUUACAGAGUUGCAGAACAUUACCAGAGAACUCGUCCGUGCCUCGCUACCCAGGUUGCCUCCCGCGCCAGGAUGUGAGGGUGAGGAAAUGUACAAUAAGCAAGUGGAGAUAUGGAAGCGCUGGAUCAAAUGGGAAAAAGAUGAUCCCUUAGUACUAAGGGAUGAGGAUGGUGGUGCUGGUUAUAAGGCUCGAGUGCUUUAUGUUUACCGACAGUCGCUGAUGGCAUUGAGAUUCCUGCCCGAGAUAUGGUUUGAUGCUGCAGAUUUCUGUUUCCAAAAUGAAAUGGAGUCUGAGGGCAAUGACUUCUUAAAACAAGGAAUAGAUGCCAAUCCAGAGAGUUGCUUACUUGCGUUUAAACUCGCUGAUCGAAUAGAAGUUACCACGGAAUCUGAGCAGGACUCUAGAAAGCGCGGUGCCAAAGCUAGAGAGCCAUAUGACAGACUGCUUGAUGCCCUUUACGACUUGAUAUCGAAAGCAAAGGCCCAGGAGGCUAAGGAUAUUGCAUUUGUUGAAGAGAGCUUUUCUUCUCAAGCAGAAAGCUCUCGACGGCAUGUCAUGGUCGUUACUAAUGAGGAGGAUGAGGAUGAGGGCGACGAUGCUGCCAAGGCAAGAGAAGCGGCGAAAAAUAGUCAGAUCGAGGCUUUAAAGAAGAAGCAUGCGGAGGCAAUUGGCCAGCUGUCGAAAACCAUAUCAUUUGCUUGGAUUGCUCUCAUGAGAUCAAUGCGCCGUAUUCAAGGGAAGGGCAAACCAGGAGAAAUGGCAGGAUCACGACAGAUUUUUGCUGAUGCGCGCAAACGCGGGCGCAUAACUAGCGAUGUCUACAUCGCGAGUGCGUUACUGGAGCAUUACUGCUAUAAAGAUCCUGCAGCGACGAAGAUAUUCGAGCGCGGCGCAAAACUAUUUCCCGAGGAUGAAAAUUUCACUCUGGAGUAUCUUAAACAUCUUAUCGACAUUAAUGAUAUCACUAAUGCGAGAGCCGUAUUCGAGAUGUCCGUCAGGAGACUAGCAGCUAAUCCAAACAACACACACAAGGCCAAACCCAUCUUCGCGUUCAUGCACGAACAUGAAUCAAGAUAUGGAGAUAUGGUCCAGAUCCUGAACCUCGAGGCUCGGAUGCGAGAGUUAUUCCCUGAAGACCCUGUCCUCAAACAAUUCCUCCACCGCUUUUCUACACCAGCCUUCGACCCCACUGCUUUCCAACCAAUCCUCUCCCCUUCCCAGACGAAACCAAAACUGGCCUCCUUUACUGCUACGGAGGAGAUGCGACCAUGCCAGGGAUCCCCUUCUACUCGGUAUCCUCAAGGGUCAGGACCAGCACCGCCAACAACAGCAACCCACUCCCCCAAACGUCCCUAUGCACCCGAAGAAUUCGACGAUGACGCAUCAAAUCGUCCGCGUAAGUUCAUGCGGGCUGAGUCACCACUGAAGGGUGCAGCCGGCCGGCGACUGAAUCAGCAGAAACAACAAAUUCAGCAGCAGGUGGUGAAUGGCGGCGGCGUAGGUGGAGGCGGGGGAGGCGGCAUGGGUGGUGGGUAUGGCGGUGGUGCUGGUGGUGGUCAGGGAAACAAGCCACCCAUCCCAAUUCCGCUACCGCGGGAGAUCAUGUUUUUGCUUAGCAUUAUCCCGGGAGCGUCUACGUAUGAUGCCACGAGGUUUUCGCCGGAGAAGAUGGUUGCGUUGUUGCGCCAGUUGGAUGUUCCGUCGUCGGUGAGUCAACUUCGACCGCCCGUUCCGCCGCCUGGGGGCGGUGGUGUUGGUGGGAUGGCGGGGGGUAUGAAUCGUGGACAGUAUAUGGGUAUGUACCGUCCGGGGUCAUAGACAUAGCCUACUCAAUCGUGUUUAUUGAGAAUUGGCAUAGUUCACUAGUAUUCGACAUGUACUACCAUUCCGGACUUACACACAAGGGAUGUUCGCCUAUUUACCCUUUUUUUUCCGUCGACUGUUUUGAUGUUAUUGCAUGCUUGGUUUCCCGGGGGGCCUAAAGGACAUUUCCUCAAUGUUACGCGCUAUGUUUUUACAAUUUGGUCUUUUUUUGUCUUGCUCUUUUCGUUUUCCUUCAGGCUUCCUUCUCCCUUUUCUGUCGUAGUUUUUGUUUGCUAUCAUCGAAAUAUGUAUCAUAUGAAUGGAAGAAAGAGAAAAAAGAGAGGGUAGGUAGCUUUGGGAAUAUUGUCAUCGUCUUUUCGAUUUUCUCCUCUUUCAUUUUCAUACUUUCACCUCUGGUGUGUGUGUUUUCAUGUUUUCAUUAAAAUGCGGUUCAAAGAUGGGAAUUAUGCACGUUUGAUUUUUGAGGUUUGUCAUUCCGGUUUUCUUUCUUUUUUUUUUAAAAUCUACUCUAUCUUUUCGCCAGGCGUUGUCUAAACAAUUCUGGGGAUUAUUUUUCAUGGUGAUGUGAUAUAGUCACUUCUUAGUUACUUUGAAUAUUAUUUCUAUUCAGGUAUAUUCCGUCCUCUCGCCCCUUUCAAGCGUGUGUAUGCAUGACGUUAUUACAAUGUCAGGCAUUCGUGCUAUUAUAAUUUCGUUGCAAUAGGAA